AUGGCUUUAGUGAGGUCAUAUCUCACGAUGUAUAUGUCGCAUCUGGUCAUUCUAUACUGCGACUUAAAGUACCACUACGACCAAAGGGAAAAAACGGAGCAGGCGGCCAAAAAAGUUUGUGCUGUUUAUGGACCCAAUACAGUAUCGAAUGCAACAGCAAAGCGGUGGUUCCAACGAUUCCGUUCUGGUAAUAUGGACGUCGAAGAUGAGACACGCUCUGGUAGGCCAAUCGUUGAAAAUGUUGAUAAAAUCAUGGAAAUCGUCGAGUCGAACCGGCAUGCGAGCACUUAUUCCAUUGCCCAGGAACUGAAGAUUAACCAGAAAACCCGUAACGAAAUCGACCCAUUUUUGAAGCGGUUGGUGACUGGCGAUGAAAAAUGGGUCACAUACGAGAACAACAGGCGAAAAAGAUCGUGGUCCAAGCACAGUCAGCCGGUCCAAACGAUUGCCAAGCCCGAAUUAACGGUCAAGAAGGUUUUACUGUGUGUUUGGUUGGAUUGGGAGGGAAUUAUCCACUAUGAGCUGCUCCCAUCGGGCCAAUCACUCAAUUCGGACCUACGCUGUCAACAACUGACCAGAUUGAAGCAGGCGAUCGACGAGAAGCGGCCAGAAUUGGCCAAUAGGAAGGGUGUUGUGUUCCAUCAAGAUAAUGCCAGGCCGCACACAUCUUUGACGACGCGCCAGAAGCUCCGAGAGCUUGGAUGGGAG
Messenger RNA from Harpegnathos saltator (Jerdon's jumping ant), 708 nucleotides. RefSeq names its product histone-lysine N-methyltransferase SETMAR-like. Gene Ontology annotation, biological process: DNA integration; replication fork processing; mitotic DNA integrity checkpoint signaling. Gene Ontology annotation, cellular component: site of double-strand break; condensed chromosome; nucleus. The transcript has 3 exons. Gene Ontology annotation, molecular function: DNA topoisomerase binding; histone H3K4 methyltransferase activity; histone H3K36 methyltransferase activity. NCBI's taxonomy places the organism in Eukaryota, Metazoa, Arthropoda, Insecta, Hymenoptera, Formicidae. The annotation marks the transcript as partial. The record is from RefSeq and is a predicted model, not a curated record.